AUGCAAAGAAUUCCUUCUACGUCCAUUGCUACUGUAAGACCACCAACAGGGGGAGAUGAGCAACAUGUGGGGCCUACACACUUGGAACAGCCUCGCCAAGAGUCUGCACAGGCCCAGGAGUUAGCCUCACAGUUGUCUUUGAUUUUAUUGCCCAUCGAUAAAGGAAUGACUCUUGGUGAGCCAAUGAGCUCAAAUCAAGCUAGAGAACUUCCUGAACCAGAUAGUGUGACGGCGGAACUUAUUGCUAUCUAUCAAAUCCCAGAGUUUAGUUAA
This is a messenger RNA of Vicia faba (fava bean), 273 nucleotides long. The record is from the annotation of a GenBank genome assembly. Lineage: Eukaryota; Viridiplantae; Streptophyta; Magnoliopsida; Fabales; Fabaceae.